Castor canadensis (American beaver) is the source of this 2952-nucleotide messenger RNA. Lineage: Eukaryota; Metazoa; Chordata; Mammalia; Rodentia; Castoridae. The record is from RefSeq and is a predicted model, not a curated record.
GGUGUCGCUUAGCAGCGGCCGCAGCUAUUGCUUGCUUAAGACCGGUUGUCCGGACCCAGAGUCCUCGUGGAACGGCGCUAGGGAGUGGACCGGCGCCGCCGCGGGGCCCAUCGUGGUGGCUGCGGUACAUGAGGAACUGUCGCAGAUUUCCAGGCUUCUUCUAGGAGGUGGAGCAAAGUGAAAGAACACAAGAUGCCGCCCAACAUAAACUGGAAAGAAAUAUUCAAAGUUGACCCAGAUGACCUGCCUCGUCAAGAAGAGCUGGCAGAUAAUUUAUUGAUUUCCUUAUCCAAGGUAGAAGCAAGUGAACUAAAAAAUGAAAAUCAAGAAAAUGUAAUACAUCUUUUCAGAAUCACUCAGUCAUUAAUGAAGAUGAAAGCUCAAGAAGUAGAGUUAGCUUUGGAAGAAGUUGAAAAGGCUGGAGAAGAACAAGCAAAAUUCGAAAAUCAAUUAAAAACGAAAGUAAUGAAACUAGAAAAUGAACUAGAGAUGGCUCAGCAGUCUGCAGGUGGUCGGGACACUCGGUUUUUACGUGAUGAAAUUCGCCAACUUGAAAAGCAAUUGGAGCAAAAAGAUAGAGAAUUAGAGGACAUGGAAAAGGAGUUGGAUAAAGAAAAGAAAGUUAAUGAACAAUUGGCUCUUCGAAAUGAGGAGGCAGAAAAUGAAAACAGCAAAUUAAGAAGAGAGAACAAACGUCUAAAGAAAAAGAAUGAACAACUCCGUCAGGAUAUUAUUGAUUACCAGAAACAAAUUGAUUCACAGAAAGAAUCACUUUUAUCAAGAAGAGGAGAAGAUAGUGACUACCGAUCACAGUUGUCUAAAAAGAACUAUGAACUUGUUCAAUAUCUGGAUGAAAUUCAGACCUUAACAGAAGCUAAUGAGAAAAUUGAAGUUCAGAAUCAAGAAAUGAGAAAAAAUCUUGAAGAGUCUGUACAGGAAAUGGAGAAGAUGACUGAUGAAUAUAAUAGGAUGAAAGCUGUUGUACAUCAGACAGAUAAUAUAUUGGACCAGUUGAAAAAAGAAAAUGAUCAUUAUAGACUUCAAGUUCAAGAACUUACAGAUCUUCUGAAAUCAAAAAAUGAAGAAGAUGAUCCAGUCAUGGUAGCUGUCAAUGCAAAAGUAGAAGAAUGGAAGCUAAUUUUAUCUUCUAAAGAUGAUGAAAUUAUUGAAUAUCAGCAAAUGGUACAUAAUCUGAGGGAGAAACUUAAAAAUGCCCAGCUUGAUGCUGAUAAAAGUAACAUUAUGGCUCUAAAACAGGGCAUACAAGAACGAGAUGGUCAAAUUAAGGUGCUCACUGAACAAGUAGAACAAUAUACAAAAGAAAUGGAAAAAAAUACUUUCAUUAUUGAAGAUUUGAAAAAUGAGCUUCAGAGAAACAAAGGUGCUUCAGCUCUUUGUCAACAGACUCAUUAUAUGAAAAUUCAAUCCAAGGUCCAAGUUUUAGAAGAGAAAACUAAAGAGGCUGAGAGAACAGCUGAACUGGCUGAGGCUGAUGCUAGGGAAAAGGAUAAAGACUUGGUUGAGGCUCUGAAGAGAUUAAAAGAUUAUGAAUCAGGCAUAUAUGGUUUAGAAGAUGCUGUUGUUGAAAUAAAGAAUUGUAAAAACCAGAUUAAAAUAAGAGAUCGAGAAAUUGAAGUAUUAACCAAGGAAAUCAAUAAACUUGAGUUGAAAAUCAGUGAUUUCCUUGAUGAAAACGAAGCACUUCGAGAGCGUGCGGGCCUUGAACUGAAGACAAUGAUUGAUUUAACUGAAUUUAGAAAUAGUAAACGCUUAAAACAGCAGCAGUACAGAGCUGAAAAUCAGAUUCUUUUGAAAGAGAUUGAAACUUUGGAAGAAGAACGACUUGAUCUAAAAAGAAAAAUUCGUCAAAUGGCUCAAGAAAGAGGAAAAAGAAAUGCAACUUUAGGAUUACCCAUUGAAGACCUGAACCUAACUGAAAACUUUUCUCAAGGAGAUAGAGGGAGAGAACUGAAUUUUAUGAGCUUCAAAAGCAUGAGUGAAGCACAAUCAAAGAUUAAGAGUUCAGAUAAAAUAGAGCUGCUGCAUAGGAGAACACCAUUCAGUGCACUCCAGUCAGACCAGAAUGAGACAGAGGACAAUAUGACUGAACAAUCAUUAUCAAGAAUGUUAUCUGAAACUCAUCAUAGUGUAGAAAGUGGACUGGAUCCUUUUGUGUCUUUAACUAGGCAUUCUUCAACUAUGCAAGUAAAAGAUAACGAUUCAACUCCAGAAACCAUUACAAUAAGAGAGAUAUUUAAAGCACCAUGUCUACAAUCUUUAAGAAAUCUAGAAUCAUUAGUCAGUACUUUUAGUAGGGAGAAUAAUGAAGAUAUAAAUGACUACUUAUGCUCUCUUUCUGAUGACUGUAUGAAGAAAUUAUCAGGAAGCCAUCAAACAAUAGAAAAGACUAGUUCCAUACAAAAAAACAAUUCAUCUUUUCAAGCCUCACCAACAGCUUCAGACUUAAUGCAGAAGUUAUCACUUAGGCAAAAAUCUGCAGUAUUUUGUCAACAAAUUCAUGAUCAUAGUGCUGACAUGAAUAAAUUACAAGUAGCAGCAUCAGAAGAUGACCAGGGUCAAUCUCAAAUCAAGUGUGCUGAUCUUAGUUUGAAGGAAGAUAAAAGAAAAAGUGAAGUACCUUUACAGACCAAGAUUUCGAAAAGCAAGCUUGAAGUUAAUCUUUCAGAUCCUGUGCCUAUUACUGCACAAUUAAAAUUAUCUCAGAUAGAUCCAGUUGAAAAUCUUAUAGAACAGCUACGGAGAGAACUAGUAUUUCUUAGAUCUCAGGCCAUAGAAUCAAAGAAUGCAGAAGGAAUCUUUGAUGCAAGUCUACAUUUGAAAGCCCAAGUUGAUCAGCUUACUGGAAGGAAUGAAGAAUUAAGACAUGAGCUCAGGGAAUCUCGGAAGGAGGCUAUAAAUUGUUCUCAGCAAUUGGCAAAAGCAAAUUUAAAG